UUUAUACGAUCAGUAGUAGGACUCCGGGCCGUUUCGCAGUCGAAAAUCUAACGGAUUUCUUUUUCCAUCGACGAACGUUAAAAAAAGAGGUUUAUUCGUUUUUCAGCUUUCGACACGGUCUCGGACUCCCAUCGCAGUUUCAACAAGCACAAUUCCUAGAGACAAGUGCUGCGCGAACACAAACGUAGUGAACAAAGAGGUUAAUCUAAGUAAAUUUGUCAUUGGUCAAGCAACGAAUUUUAUUCCUCUCGAGCUAAGGCUUCGCUGGUAGAAGUUGUGAAGAAAAUUUAGGUCCGCGCAAUAAAAAAUGCAAAUAUCGUGAAUAUCUUGAAAAAGAAGGACAUCAGACAAAAAAGAAGGACAGAAGGACAAACAUCAAAAAAGAAGGACAUGCCCUUCCAAAGAAGGACGUCUGGUCACCCUGAAAAUUCACCACCUGCAAUAUUCCUUCAAAAUGAAGAAGUUAGGAACGGAGUCAGUACCAGUGAAGCCAAUAAGAACAAUGCUGCUAACAACGAGGAUAAUAUCGAUGAAGGAGUUGAAAGAAAAACAACAGGAGGAAAAAGCAGAAAAAGAAAGCUCAGUGUCGAACCUCGGACACGUCACCCAUCGGGAUCAGGCGUAUCGGACACUGUAAGCUCACGUGGUCUUACCCCUCAGCCUAUUGGCAUCAAGUUACAGGACCGUAUCGAUACAAUGUUUUGCAUCAGGUACCCCUGAUAGUAUACUUAUGUUAUCGAACAACAUUUUUUUUUAAUUUUACAAUAAAUGAAAGAAGAAUUGAAAUACAAAUAUGUAUUAUUCUUCUUUAUUAUGUCAUUAUUAUUUGCAUACAGAAAAUUAAACAUAAUUCUGAAGAUCA
Messenger RNA from Belonocnema kinseyi, 862 nucleotides. RefSeq lists its product as uncharacterized. The transcript has 2 exons. The record is from RefSeq and is a predicted model, not a curated record. Bases 391 to 720 code for a protein of 109 amino acids. Lineage: Eukaryota; Metazoa; Arthropoda; Insecta; Hymenoptera; Cynipidae.